Molecule: messenger RNA, 454 nt
Organism: Arachis ipaensis
Lineage: Eukaryota; Viridiplantae; Streptophyta; Magnoliopsida; Fabales; Fabaceae
Source: RefSeq, a predicted model, not a curated record
AUCGAACACAGUCAUUGUCCCAACCAUCAGCUUCUCCAGUGUCAUUCCUUCAGGGAGCUGAUUGUCAUUUCCUAUCGAGAAACCAACCCCAAUAUUGUUACCAUUAUUUCCAUUGUUGUUGAAGACACUGGCUGUGGUUCCGCCAAGGCCUGUGAGGAAAGGGAGAUUGUUGUUGUUGAGGAGCCCAGGACGGCGUGGGCAUGGUCUACCAGAGGGUUGCAACGGCGUCGGGGGGACGCGCCGGAAAGAUGGGGAUUGGAGAUCGCCGAGAUAAGGAGGAUCAAGGGGGACAAUUUGAGGUGGCAGCAAUGUGUGCGGCGGACUGCAGCGGCAUCGGUCGGAGAAAAUGACGGCGUCGGAAUUUUCGAAGGGGGGCGUCGUUUCACAGGUCAAGUGAGGCUGCGGUGGUGAGAGGGGAUAUCAGAGACUGGGAGGAAACAUGAUAUUAGGAAUA